AUGGAUCCAGGACUCGUGGCAAGAAUGAUUUGGAAACGAUUUUGUCGCGGAGACGGAAACAGCAGUGCUCUGCUUUCCGUCCAAGGGUUUAUCGAAUAUAUUGGUUUCUGGGAAAUGCAAAACGCACAGGACUGCGUUCUUCCAGAGAACCAAGACGCAUUUCAAAUAUUACCUUGA
Messenger RNA from Sclerotinia sclerotiorum 1980 UF-70, 177 nucleotides. RefSeq lists its product with no specific name. The transcript has a single exon. Bases 1 to 177 code for a protein of 58 amino acids. NCBI's taxonomy places the organism in Eukaryota, Fungi, Ascomycota, Leotiomycetes, Helotiales, Sclerotiniaceae. The record is from RefSeq and is a predicted model, not a curated record.